Molecule: messenger RNA, 1893 nt
Organism: Sparassis crispa
Lineage: Eukaryota; Fungi; Basidiomycota; Agaricomycetes; Polyporales; Sparassidaceae
Product: Probable alpha-L-arabinofuranosidase
Exons: 22
Coding region: 1-1893 (630 amino acids)
Biological process (GO): L-arabinose metabolic process
Molecular function (GO): alpha-L-arabinofuranosidase activity
Source: RefSeq, a predicted model, not a curated record
AUGUUAGUGGUAUCUUUCUGUUCUCACCCGUCGAUCGCUGAUCAACUUUUCAGCACAGUGGAGACGGAGGUCUAUAUGCUGAGUAACCGUGCGUUUCAGCAGGUAACACCGAACACUACUACUGCACUUGAGCCGUGGCAGUCCAUCAACAGUGCAGUUCUCAACGUGAUUGCGGACUCUGCGCCAGUAUCGUCCGCUUUACCGAACUCCCUUCAACUCACUAUACCAGCUGGUGUCAGUGGAGCCGUAGGUUUUGCCAACCCCGGCUAUUGGGGUAUAAAUGUGAAUUCGUCUUGGGUGUACAAUGCUUCAUUAUACUAUCGCUUUCCCUAUGAAUCCUCCUUUGCGGGCAAUCUCACCAUCGGGCUCCAGGCUUACUCCGGGGAGGUUUUUGCCUCCAAAGUCAUACCUAUCGACGGUGCACAAACAAACUGGACCUAUGUCAAAAUCUUCCUGCAGCCCUCAGCCUCAGCACGGACUACUAACAACACCUUCUUUGUAACUGUCAACACCUCAGGCAAUGCUGAAGAAACCAUCAACUUUGCUUUCUUGUCGCUCUUCCCACCUACAUACAAAGAUAGGCCCAAUGGGAUGAGGAUAGAUAUCGCGGAAACACUGGCUGAAAUGGGUCCUGCUUUUUUCCGCUUCCCAGGUGGUAACAAUCUUGGUCAAACUACUGCGACCAGAUGGCAAUGGAAUGCUACCGUAGGACCUCUGCUCAAUAGACCGGGGCGGGUAGGAGAUUGGGGAUAUGUCAACACGGAUGGUCUUGGUCUUCUCGAGUACUUGACAUUCUUUGAGGACGUUGGCAUGGAGCCCAUAAUGGCUGUCUGGGCGGGAUAUUCGCUUGGAGGAACCAGUCUUCCCGAGAAUGAGCUCGCACCUUACAUCCAGCAAGCGAAGGACCAGAUCAACUUCGUGAUAGGUGAUCCUGCCACGAGCGCCCUAGCUGCAUUGCGCGCAUCACUCGGACAUGCAGAACCUUUUUAUUUGCAAUACGUUGAGGUCGGAAAUGAGGACUUCUUUGCUUCCACCACAUGGCGCGACUUUGUCGGAAAUCUGAGCGCUGAAUUCCCUCAGCUCAAGUAUAUCGCCACGGCAUAUCCCUUCAAUCCUAUCAUCUCUCCUGACCCCUUGCAAUAUGACGUUCACGUAUAUCAGACCCCCAGCUGGUUCGCGGAGAAUUCCUUUUACUAUGACAAGGCGAUACCUGGUCAGCGUAAUGGAACAAGAUACUUCGAAGGAGAAUAUGCGGCAAUAUCGUUGAACGAGACCAAUUUGUAUGGCACCCCGGAUGAUGGCCGUCUCCUUUAUCCUACCGUGCAAAGUUCAACGGGGGAAGCAGCUUUCAUGACUGGCCUUGAGAGGAAUAGCGACAUCGUUUUCGCUGCGUCAUAUGCCCCUCUUCUGCAGCAUGUAAACUCAUCUCAGUGGGUAUACUUGAUUAGUUUUGACGCGGCAGGAGUUGUUCGGUCCACAAGCUACUAUGUGCAGAAGCUUUUCAGCCUUAAUAGAGGUGAUCUGUAUCUUCCAAGCUCGCUGCCCACAUACAACGGUACGCUAUUUUGGACAGUAUCUCGUUCAUCCGUUACGGGAGAUGUGUUCAUCAAGGUCCGUCAACUGACCUCUGAUCUCUUGAACACCACCCACGAUGCGUUGCAGAUUUCUAACACAGUUGCUACUCCUGCUGAGAUCGCCUUCGAGCUGCCCUUUCCAGUUAUUGCGGAGUGGGGCACGCUCCAGCUAUUAGAAGGAGCCCAGAACGCUAGCAACACUCCAGAGAUGCCUGGUGCAGUGGUACCUGUGACGAGUUAUAUAGCUACGGGCAAUUCGUUCGAGUACACCGCACCUGGAUACAGUGUCAGUGUUCUUACGGUGGGGACGGCCGACUAG